Conger conger (European conger) is the source of this 1094-nucleotide messenger RNA. It is a transcript of the gene nipsnap1, whose product is annotated as nipsnap homolog 1 (C. elegans). The transcript is spliced from 10 exons. The coding region runs from base 135 to 974 and encodes 279 amino acids. Lineage: Eukaryota; Metazoa; Chordata; Actinopteri; Anguilliformes; Congridae. Gene Ontology annotation, cellular component: mitochondrion. The record is from RefSeq and is a predicted model, not a curated record.
CAGGCAGAAGCAGACAGACCUGGGUGACGGAUUGACUCGUGUGAAUAUCGCUGUGUCAGACAGUGCCCGGUUUACUAAGCAUUUAGCUAGAUCAGUUCCUGGACAAGGGUGUUUGGAAAGAAUAAACACAGAAGAUGGCGGCGACGUGGUGCUUAAAGUUGCAGAAAAACCAGCUGCUCCUAUAUAAGAAUUCUUUGCAGCUGCUGGUCUUUCAAAGAGGUUUUGCAGAGAAAGGUGACAAGAACUGGUUCCGAUCCCUAUUUGUGCACAAAGUGGAAGCCAGGAAGGAUGCCCAUUCCAACCUACUGUCAAAGAAGGAGACUAGCAACUUGUAUAAAAUUCAGUUUCAUAAUGUGAAGCCAGACUGUCUGGCAGCCUACAACAGCCUGACGGCGGAGGAGCAGACUCGACUCCAUUUCGAUGAGGACUAUCCCUGUGAAGUGAUAGGAAGCUGGAAUACUUGGUACGGAGAGCAAGACCAGGCUGUGCACCUUUGGCGGUACUCUGGGGGUUAUCCAGCCUUGACCGAAUGUCUCAAUAAGCUGAAGAAGAAUAAGGAGUACCUGGAGUUUCGUCAGGAGAGGAGUAAAAUGCUGACCUCACGACGGAACCAGCUCCUCCUCGAGUUCAGUUUCUGGAAUGAGCCGACCCCCAGGAGUGGACCAAACAUCUACGAAAUGCGCACCUACAGGCUAAAGCCAGGGACAAUGCUUGAAUGGGGAAAUCACUGGGCUCGAGGUAUCAAGCAUCGGCAGGAAAACCAGGAGGCGGUGGGCGGCUUCUACUCACAGAUUGGGGACCUGUACGUCGUCCACCAUUUGUGGGCCUAUAAGAGCCUGCAGUCCAGAGAGGAAACUCGGAGCGCUGCCUGGCAGAACGACGGCUGGGACUCUUUGGUGUAUUACACCGUACCACUCAUCCGGAGCAUGGAGUCCAGAAUCAUGAUCCCCACAAAGAACUCCCCUCUACAGUAACCUACAAUGACCAGGAUCUCUGCUUCCGCAAGCCAAGAAUGUUAUAAGUUGUUACACAAGAGAGACAAGUAAAGGGAUCUUGUACAGUCAGUUCUACUCCCCCCCCCCCCCCCCCCUUCU